This is a messenger RNA of Daldinia decipiens, 1738 nucleotides long. Its product is annotated as RNA-binding domain-containing protein. The record is from RefSeq and is a predicted model, not a curated record. Lineage: Eukaryota; Fungi; Ascomycota; Sordariomycetes; Xylariales; Hypoxylaceae. Bases 324 to 1556 code for a protein of 410 amino acids. The transcript has a single exon. Gene Ontology annotation, molecular function: mRNA binding.
GGGCUGCACUCCAUAGAAUCACGUCGAUAGAAUCUAAUCAACCCGUAAUUUUCACACCGUCACCACACCAACGUCAAGUUCACACGCACAACUCAACUUCACCUUUUUCACAAUUCGAACGCGCUCACGUAUUUAUAAUCCUCCGAUACUCGUCCCCAACCCAACUCCCGAAACCAGAGCGGUAAAAGCCCCAGGUUACCUAAGGUAUCCAAGAAGCAGGAAAGAAAAAAAGAGUCCAGGCUAUAUAUCCGGAUUCGUAGGUACGUGUUGCACCCGAAACACACACACACACUACACCUCUCGGGCGCACAGCAAAGUUCAUCAUGUCCUAUCCGCCUCCUCCAGGCUCCAGCAAUUCGCUCCCCCCGCGACCACCCCCCUCGCGCUUCUCCAGCUUCAAGCCAGCCUUCUCGCCAUCGCAAACCCACUCCCCGAGCCCCGGCCCCUACGCGCCUCCCGCCUACUCCAGCGCCCCGACAUAUGCUGGCGCUCCCGCCCCCGCCGGCCCCCCCAGAAACCAGUAUGGCUCCUCGUACCAGCCGUACGCGCGCCCCGGCCCCAUGACCGGUGGCUACCAACAACAUCAACAACAUCAACAACAUCAACAACAACAACAACAACAAUCCCAGCCAGCAGCAGCAGCAGCGAAUCCGUACUCGUACCCCGGCCAGCAGCAGAGCUACCAGCAGAGCUACUACAGCGCGCCACAGGUAGCCGCCGGCACCACCGCCGCGCCCUCGUAUGCCGCGGCCCCCCAGAUCCGCAACCCCUUCCCGGCUCCUAACCAGGCGAAGGCCGACGACUAUGACCCGGAUAUGGCGGCGCAGAUCGCGCAGUGGCAGAGCGCAUAUGUGAAAGAUCCCAACAAGGAAGGGGGUGCCGGUGCGCCCGCAACGGCAGGAGCGUCAGCAGCAGGGUCUGGGGGACGAGCAGGCUACGCCAACAGCGCGACGACGACGUACGCCGCGGAGCCGAGUGCCAGCGCCGCCGCCGCAUCGGCAGCGGCAGCAGCAGCAGCAACGAACGGGGAGAAGAAGAAGACGGUCGUGCGGUCAGGCGGCGGGCAGAAAUGGGCCGACGACACGCUCCUCGAAUGGGACCCCUCGCACCUACGCCUCUUCGUCGGCAACCUAGCAGGCGAGACGACGGACGAAUCUCUCUAUAAAGCAUUCUCGCAGUGGAAAUCCCUGCAGAAAGCGCGCGUAAUCCGUGACAAAGUCACGUCCAAAUCCAAGGGAUACGGAUUCGUAUCCUUCAGCGACCCGGACGAGUUCUUCCAAGCGGCCAAGGAGAUGAACGGCAAGUACAUCCAGAGCCACCCGGUCGUCGUGCGCAAGAGCACCACCGAGAUCAAGCCCACUGCUGUCAAGGACAACAACCGCUGGAGCAAGAACGGCAAGAACAAGAACAAGAAUAAGAACCGCGGCGCUAACGGUUCUGGUGGUGGCGGCGGUGGGAAGCGCGACGACGGCCUCGAACCCCAUCUUGGCCCCGUGCCCACUGGUGUGCAUAAGCCGGGUCAGAAGACGAAGGGCGGGUUGAAGAUAUUGGGUUGAGUAAGGGGAGGAUAUGUAUAUACCCUGCUGAUGCUGAUGCCUACACCUGCAUAGGCUGUCAUUAUGCUAUCACGCUUAGCUUGCUUUAAUAACAGGCGUUAAAGACGCGCAGACUGAAUCGGAAACCUCGUUUCUAGAUACCAAGGAGCAUAUUAUACUAAUAAACCAUGACGGAACGCCAA